CUGAUUGGCUGUUCGUUCCACCUGAGGGCCGACGGACUAGUUCCGGGAUUCUGAUGUCGGCCUAGCAAGCGAACUAACUAGUUUGCUAGCGGCUAACUCAAGGAGGACCGUAACGACCCACACCCUACAGGCAAGACAGCUCGGAUGUUCGACAUCAGAGGCGUCCAACAGCUUAUCCACAGGGCCAGUGGGUGAAACAAGACGGGGGAGAAAAGACAGAAAAGGACUAAAAUGCAUCAGACUACAUAACACCACUGCUGCACAUGGCUUUAUUUAAGAGAUGCAAAAUGGGAAAGGAGUUCUAUCUGCAGAGAAUUUGGAGAUGGGAGAGGUCUCUACACCCAGACCCGGCCAAGUGCGGUGACACCUCGGUGACAUACACAGGGCUUCUUUUUGGAAUGAGUUGAUUUUGUCCCCGUAUUGACACAAAGACUGAAGGCAGGGGUCUCAGAAGAUCCAGGGGACUCUGCUUGGCUAUUUGAGUUAUUUUACUUGUAAAGGCAAGGCUAGACAUCAUUUUUAGCAUUUUAGCAGUUUAAAAAAAAAAAAGAUUCCAGCUGGACCUUUGUUUGAUGUUGAGCAGCUUCCUGCAACUGGUUUAAAAGUUUUUUUUGUUGUUAUCCCCUGCUGACUUAGUUUGAAACGCUGGAACUGUCCCUCCUGCCGCCAUCCUCAGUUUCUUCCACCCACCCAGUGCCUAAAUAAGCCUUCUCGGGACAAUCACAGAAGUCAUCAGCAGCUGCUGCUGCUGCGCUCAAUCCUCUGCCUGUUUUCCUUUAUGCGCUUCUGCUUUCAGCCUGCUGGCUAUCCACCCACUACCUCUUUAAUUUUUUCUGGUCUUUUCUUUUUAUAUUCAUUUUCUCUGAGAGGCAGAAAUCAGAGCUCAAGCACAGUGACGAGCAUUAAUGUAAACACUGAGUUUCAGGAGUGGAGAGAAACCUAGAUUGCUCCACUUCUAGUUGUGUUUGCAAGUGUCUGUGCUUUUGUGUACAUGCACAGCAGCAUUACGGUUGCACUGGUGCCAGGGAGCAGCUUAAGAUUAGAUUUAUUUAUAUUGUUGCACCAAAUACAGUUACAUUAAAGCCAUACAAAAAUAUUUAUGAAUUACCUACGCAUAUUUUUGUAUCACAUUGCUCUUGUAUAGUUUUGCUUUUAUAAGCCUCUAUUAAGAUUAUGCACACAAAUAAAAUAUUUACAACAAGCUGUACACAUGCAAGUAGAGCUGUAUAUUGCUAAAUAAAAAAACAACAACCUCUGUUUGAGUGAUUGUAUUAGUGCCAGGAGACAUUUAGUGUCUGGACACAAAGAAUCCCUUAUGUUUCCAUUCAAUUGCUGCUUUGCAUAGUGUUGGUUUUCUUUUCCAGUCUGUAGUCAUGGCCUCUCCUCCCAAACAAACACCAUAUUUGCCAUUUUGACCUGUAAAGCACCCUUUACAGUUGGUAGACAGUAGAUAUCUACCUUUCUCUCUGUCUUCCUCCCCUCUCUCUUUUUUUCUGAUGCCGGGCUUUAGUGGUGGGGGGGUUGGGGGAGGAGUAAGUGUCCCUGCUUCUGCUCCUCCCCGUCCAUUUCGACCCAGCCGAUAUGUCCCGGUGUCUGCAGCCACCACCUUCCUUGUUGGAUCCACCACUCUCUUCUUCUGCUUCACGUGCCCGUGGUUGUCAGAAUAUUUUUCCUCUGUCAUUCCUAUCUACAUUGCCGUGAUCUUCCUCUUCACCCUUGCCAACUUCUGCAUGGCCACUUUCAUGGACCCUGGAGUCUUCCCCAGAGCGGAGGAGGAUGAGGAUAAAGAGGAUGAUUUCCGUGCUCCGCUCUAUAAGACAGUGGAGAUCAAAGAUAUCCAGGUGCGCAUGAAGUGGUGCUCAACCUGCCGCUUCUACCGCCCGCCGCGCUGCUCUCACUGCUCAGUCUGCGACAACUGUGUGGAGGAUUUUGACCACCACUGUCCUUGGGUGAACAACUGCAUUGGUCGGAGGAAUUAUCGCCAUUUCUUCCUCUUCCUGCUAUCACUUACCACUCACAUCAUGAACGUAUUUGGCUUUGGCUUGGUUUAUGUCCUGCACCACCGCCAUCAGCUGGACACACCACAUGCUGCUGUUACUAUGGCUGUAAUGUGUGUAGCUGGUCUAUUUUUUGUCCCUGUCGCUGGCCUGACUGGGUUCCACAUAGUGUUAGUGGCCCGCGGUAGGACCACAAAUGAACAGGUGACAGGGAAGUUUCGGGGAGGCGUUAACCCUUUCACCAACGGCUGCUUGAGGAAUAUUUCACAUGUGCUGUGCAGCUCCCAGGCCCCCAGAUACAUAGGCCGGUGGCGGAACCCUCAGGCAGUGGAAGUACAGCCACCAUUUCUUAGACCGCCUCUCACUGAGGCCCAGCUAGAAGCCAAGGUCCUGGACAACGGCAUCCAGAAUGACCGACACAGCACCAGGUCCAAGAGCAGUCUAGAUCAGAUGGAGAGCCAGUCAGCUGAUGCAGAGCCUCCACCUCCUCCAAAGCCAGAGCUUCGUUACCCUGGCCUUCCCCGUGCUGACACGGAGGAGAGCAGUUUAUUGACUGAAGCUCCAACUACACCAUCAAUGUACAAGUACCGACCAGCCUACAUCAGCCCAGGAAGGAACCACAUGGCCCUCACACACCCCAACAAGAUGACCCGUGGGGAGAGUCUUGACUCUCCAUCUCCCUCCAUCCUCCAGUCCAGCCGCCAGCCUAGCUACCGCUCGGAGCCGAGCAGCCUGGACGGGGCCACGGUGGUGGGGGGAGGUGUAGGGGCGCGCAGAGGGGGAGGGGAGAGGGGUGAGGGCCCCGGAGGCCCUGGCGGUACUGCUGGGGGGAUUUCGGGGGGCAUGUCGGGUUACUCCCUGACUGGGCGCUCCUACACCUCCUACCCAUCCUCUCUGGUUCUGUCCACUGGCGGCUCCCGCUCCUCCAGCCUGCGCUCUGCGCACACGGCACAUAACCCGCUGGCCACGCUCCACUCAGAAGGCACCACAGACACCAGCUACAAAAGCCUGGCUAAUCAGACGCCUCGGAAUGGCAGCCUGUCCUAUGACAGCCUGCUGACACCAUCCGAGAGCCCAGAGUUCGAGUCAGCCGUCCACGAGCUGUCGCCACAGAAGCCUCACGCUCUGUUUUCCUCAGCGACUAUAACAGGCCAGCCUGAGGUGGUGUCACCCAGUACCCGGCUGCAGGGCUACACGUCGCCCUUCCUCUCAGCUCAGAUUGCCCAGCAGAGGGAGGGGCAGCUGCUCCAGGGCUCUGCCACUUUCUCCUCCCCCCACAGAGCCUACCUGCGUGCCGUCAGCCCGCCCCCUCCAUCCUCCUCUGGGCCUCCUGAGAUCCAGCACCUGCUCCAGCAUAACCAGGACUCCUCUUCCCGAGCCUUUCGUAACCCUUCCUCCUCAUCCUCUUCCCCUGGGGCUCGCUCACUCGAGCCCCCUGUCUCCCCACCACCUCGUGGCCUCUCCCUCGGCAAGUCCCAGUCUUACAUUGGGGAGGCAGGGCCUCAGCACAAGCCUCGGCCCCCAGGAGGAGGCACUGUGCUGGGAGGGGGAGGAGCCGGAGGAGGGCAACAGGCUCCACACCCUGCUCUUCCUCCCUGAUCUGUGUGAGUCUUCCUUUUCCUCCUUCACGGUUUGCAGUCAAUCUUUUGCUUGUUUAGUGUUUAACAGUUGGAUGUGUGUAUGGAAGUUGUAUUGGCUCAGUUGGUGGAAUGUGUGCAUUAGUUUUAACAGCAUGCCAGUAUGUGUUUAGCUCUGUGAAAGCAUGCUUAACCAUUCUGCUAUUUACUUCUGUCCUGUAGCCUUUUCUGUCCUUGUCCUUUUCUCACUCACUAAGUAGUUACCAAAUGCCUUACAAGAUCAAUGGUAGAGAAACAUUUUGCUGUUUGUGCUUGUUUUUGUUGUUAUUUUUGAAGUAGAACCACUCACCUCCACAUCCAUUUAUCCUCUGUCCUCAUCCUAAUCUGCCCCCACUCCUCCCCUCCCCUUCCUGAUGGCUGUCCAAUCAGAUCCACCUCUCGCUCAGUUGUGGCCAAUCACACCACAUCCAAACCAGGCGGCGGGGUGAAGAAGGUGACAGGCGUCGGAGGGACCACUUACGAGAUAUCUGUUUGAGUGACAGACAUCAUUCAUGGUCUAUCACAAGGAGGGGGGAAAAAGUCACUGGACUACUUCCACUUGUCUCUUACCUGAGCUGGAUAUUAUUCACGACUGCAGGCCCCUGAAAAAUGACUGUUCUCCGCAGCAACGGACUAAAGGAGCCGGUCUGACUGGUACUCACUUUAUCUUUGUACCACCACUGGCCACUCUUCUCUGCUAGCCUUUCAGAUUUGAACAAAGAGUAAAAGGAGACACUGGUCCAUUUUUCACAGGAUCAAUUCGUCUCCAUUUAGCCACUUUGUGAGCCAUAGACUGAUGUGACUGUAUGAUCACGGCUGGGUACAGAUGUGUCUAUAGAAAAUGCAUAGCUAUUCAAUGAUUUGCUGUUUUACUUUGGUACAUUAGCACACCAAGUAUUGACCACGAUGUCUGACACUUAAGGAAAGGAUGGCCUUUAUCCAGUGGAUGUAGAAUUUUAAGAAGGAGGAUUUAGGGCUGUUGACCAAUAGAAACGUCUUCUUCUCCUCUGUCUGAACGGACCACACAACUUGUUAUCAAUAAGAGUCAUGGAGAGAGUCCAAACUAUAAACACAGUAUCAUUUUAGUUUUAUAAAUCUUUUUUUAAAAUAUUGUUUUAUAUAAAUGUAUAAAAUCUUACAGAUUAUUAUUAUUAUUAUUAUUAUUAUUAUUAUUGGGUCAAAUUGUCAGGUAUUGAAGAUGACUAUUGAUAAGGGUGGCAGAUGUACUGUCUGUAAUUAUUCAUGAAAGCGAUUUCAAAUCAGUUGCCUGUUCAUAUUUAAUGGCUGCAUCAGCCACUCGUGAGCUCUUGCUGGAAUUGACAUCGUCCAAAGAGAAUGAUGAUCCUUUGGUGGACAGCUGAAGUGGCAAAUAAUUGAGCUUAAUUUUUUUUGGGGGGGGAAAGCCACAAAGAAAUUCUGAAUCACGAUUGCAGCACAAGCAUCUUUGUGGAAUGUACGCUUGUAAUGUUUGUUAGACAUUAUGCAAAAUCUGUUUGUAGCUUUAAGAUCAUUGUAUGUCUUUUUGGUGUAUUUUUUUUUUUUCUACUUUUCUGUAAUGUUUUGUCUGUCAGUCAAUCUAGAUGCGAGCAGAACUUUAUACCUUUAACAGAUGGCCAGCCAAAUAGGGGCAGCGAGGGAAGGGCUUAUUUAUUUCACCAGACAUGACAACUAUUUAGUUUUGGACACAAUUUCAAGCCAGUCUCUACCAGUUUGUUCUUCAUUUGAGAAAACAAGUAUGAAUAUUUUUUAUGAAAAAACGUUAUAAUUGUAAAUGCAAUACGCCACUGAAUAGAUUUGAGGAGGGACUGGUUUGCAAUUGGAGACUGUGUUGAUAGUUUUGUUUUUUGCCAUUCAAAGCACAUUGUUGUUUUUUUCUAUUGGUUUUUAUUUUUUACACUUUUAUGAGAAAAAAAUGUAAGGUUAGAUUUUUUGAUUGACUUGCUCAUUUAAAAAAAAAAAUCUGUAAAAGUAACUUUUAUUUUAUCCACAGCCAUGUUGAAAAAGGAAUAAUUAGAGGAAGGGAGGUGUGUAUGUGAGUUUGUGUCUUUCAGUAUGGGGCAUUACAGUAGAGGGUUUUAUUUAUUUUUCUGUCAAGGCCCACAGUGGUGUUUGAAGUAGAAUGUCACAGCUGGCUGAAUGUAGCACAUCUGUGGAGGAAAGUACACGCUUGAAGCACACAAGUAUCAUCGUUCAACCCAAGCGGCUGCGUUGUGAGUUUUCAACCCUCCCAGGCUAUGUCUUCGGUGUGCAUGUGGAUUUUUGUUUGUCGUGCUUCACAGGCGUGCAUAUUUGUGAGAAUAUUGUCAAAUGCCUACCUGGUUCAUGUGUGGGUGGUAAGAAAAGAAGCAUCAUUAAUGGCACAAGCAGCCGUCGUACAGAGAUAAAGAGAACCUGUGUUGUUUUUCUUCCUGCUCUGGCCAAGGAAGGUGGCCAUAGAACAAUUUGAAACUAUGAGUAUAGUAGGUAUACUUCUAUGUGAGAUAAAAUAUCACUAUUGUGGGCUGUGAUGAAUGGAACGAGUUUCACAAAUAUCUGUAACGAGUACAUUAAAGACGUUUCCAAAAAGGCCUUAUAAAGAAUUUUUAAAAAGAUCUCUUCUCAGAAUAAAAAGGUCAAACUGAUGAAAAA
Siniperca chuatsi (mandarin fish) is the source of this 6241-nucleotide messenger RNA. RefSeq names its product zinc finger DHHC-type palmitoyltransferase 5b (gene zdhhc5b). Lineage: Eukaryota; Metazoa; Chordata; Actinopteri; Centrarchiformes; Sinipercidae. The record is from RefSeq and is a predicted model, not a curated record. Gene Ontology annotation, molecular function: palmitoyltransferase activity. Bases 1497 to 3596 code for a protein of 699 amino acids. Gene Ontology annotation, biological process: protein palmitoylation. The transcript has 12 exons.